Siniperca chuatsi (mandarin fish) is the source of this 4422-nucleotide messenger RNA. Its product is annotated as rap guanine nucleotide exchange factor 5-like. Gene Ontology annotation, cellular component: plasma membrane. The transcript is spliced from 18 exons. The record is from RefSeq and is a predicted model, not a curated record. Lineage: Eukaryota; Metazoa; Chordata; Actinopteri; Centrarchiformes; Sinipercidae. Bases 305 to 2194 code for a protein of 629 amino acids. Gene Ontology annotation, molecular function: guanyl-nucleotide exchange factor activity. Gene Ontology annotation, biological process: Ras protein signal transduction; positive regulation of GTPase activity.
GGGAAUCUGUCAUUCGCUCUCAGUAAAGCCAAGCACAGAGAGAUACCUGGGGUCCAACUGAUGAAGUCGCAUUUUUGCGUGUGUCUCUCUGCUACAGAGCUGACCAAGGCAUACAGCAACUGGGAUUUACUUUGGCUGCAGUGACAGAACACUCUGUAACUUACCUGAACAGCACACACAGAAACACACACUAUACAUACACUCAUUUUUGAGUUGCUCACCUCCUCUUACACAGUUGUGUGAGUUCACUGGCAGGAGUCCUGCUGUUUUGCCUGGUGGACAGCCAGUAGUUGGUGAGCCGGCGAUGUCGUGGGACUGUGGCCUGAGGUACAUGUUCUCCGUCUCCCCUGUGCUGCAGCAAGGGAACAUGUGCAUCCUGCAUGAGAAGGAGGACCUGUCCAGACUGGAGAUGGUCCAGAGACUGGCCAAGGAUGGCUGCCGCUUCCUGCAGAACCACAGCAAGAGCCCAGAGAGGACAAGCGGGCCCCAGAGUGACGAGGCAGUCCGCGUGUGUCUGAGGGAGAGGGGCCACGAUGUACUGGUUCUCCAGAGACUGUCGUCAGAGCAGCCAGCCCCCUCUGCAUCGGCGAGGGGAGGAGGGAGAGAGGAGGACUCGUCCACUGACUCUGUUGUGUCUGACAGGUACAUGGUGGUAUCAGGGACCCCGGAGAAGAUCCUGGAGCACUUGCUGAUUGACCUGACACUGGACGACGACCCGGGGACAACACAGGGCAAAGAGUCAGAUACACUUCUGGAUGACUUUCUGCUGACCUACCCAGUGUUCAUGUCAACCAGUGAUUUAUGUCAAGCACUGCUGGGACACUAUUGUACCAAGCGAUACAGAGGGAAAGAGGACAGGAAGGAGGCUCUGGAGAGGAAGCGAAAAGUCCUGCACCUGGUGUCACAGUGGAUGGCUCUCUGCAAAGAUUUCCUGACUGAAGAUGAGCAUGUCAAACUGUUCAUGAAGACUUUGUAUCGUCACGUGUUGGAUGAUCUCUAUGAGCAACCAGCCCUGGAGAAAGAUGUGAGGGAACUGCAGAAGCUGUACCAGCUGCAUCGCAGACAUACGGUGGAUGAAUAUUCCCCUCAAAGAAGGAGCAAAGCACUUUCCCACCAAUUUAGCCUGAAAGAGAACGGGCUCCAGUCCAGAAGCACACAGAGGGAGACCAAGGAAGUGCUGUGUCAUGUGUAUAUCACCAUGGACUCUUACCUAAGUAUGAGGGCCCAUGCUAGUGUAGUGGCCCAGGAACUGCUGCAGGCACUAGCAGAAAGGAUGGAUGUCCCACUGGGGGAACUGAUACUAGUGGCUGUCACUUACCCUGGAGGAAGGCUCCUCCUGCAGCCUCAGGACAGAGUCUUCUCCGAUUCGUUACGGCCAGUGGGAAGGCUGCAUGUCUGCAGGAAGGACCUGGGUGAAGUCCUGAACCCACUCACAGACAACUCAGAGCUGCAACAGAGGGCGGCUCGCUUGCUCAGUUUAAACACAUGGGACGUGGCUGUUGCUCUCACCAACUUUGACUGGACCAUCUUCGACUCAAUACACGAGCAAGAGCUCGUCUAUUUCACCUUCAGCCGCCACAGUAGCAGAGGCCACACUGUGGCGUUAGAACUGCUGCUGCAGCGCUGCAAUGAAGUCCAGCUGUGGGUGAUGACUGAGGUGCUGCUGUGCCCGACGCUCUGCAAGAGGGUCCAACUCAUCAAGAAGUUCAUCAAGAUUGCUGCCCACUGUAGAGCACAGAGGAACCUCAGCUGUUUCUUUGCCAUUAUAAUGGGCCUGAACACUGCAGCUGUUAGCCGCCUCAGUCAGACAUGGGAGAAAAUUCCUGGUAAAUUCAAAAGGCUGUUUUCAGAGCUGGAGACACUUACAGAUCCCUCACUGAACCACAAGGCCUACAGGGACUCCUUCAAGAAGAUGAAGGCGCCAAAGAUCCCUUUUCUUCCUCUGCUAUUGAAAGAUAUUACGUUCAUUCACGAAGGCAACAAGACUUUUCAUGAUAACCUGGUCAAUUUUGAAAAGCUGCACAUGAUAGCAGACACAGUGCGGCUCAUCCGGCAGUGUCAGACAGAUCACAUGGGCAAUUGCAUCACCCAGAAGAGCAGCUCAGAAGUGCGAGCCUACAUUGAUUACCUUCAUAUCAUCGACAAUCAGCAGACUCUGUUUGAACUGUCACACAGACUGGAGCCUCGUGCUUAGAGAGCGGCUCUUACUGCACUUCCCCCUGCGUCAGCCAGACUGUCGGAUUGCCAAGUAACAAUCCAUCGCUGUCUCAUCUAUCUCUCAGGACUCAGUCAGCAAUCAGAGGACGCUGCAUGAUCCUGGUCGACCACAGGGGGGAGCCGCUCAAUCAGGAAAACUCUCACCAGGGAUGGGAAUAAGCAGCAAAAGACACAUCUUAGGUCAAGUGCAUAAAUGUUUGCAAAGAUCCACAACAGUGUCACUGAUCCAAAACACCUAAAAGCAGGCCCCGCCAACAUCAUCAGCUGAGCGUCAGUGCCAGCAGUUCCACUCCAACUUGUGCUGCCUGUUGGCAAGAAAAACCAACACCAGCAGCUGGUUAGAGCUGAAGAUGUUAAAAAUGGUAACUAGAUCUGUGGAUGCAAACCUGCUGCUGCUGCUAUUACUUUCCUUUCCUACAGAUGGCAGAGGUUGGCAGGUGUAGAGCUCUUCUGACAAUGACCCAACAGCUCCCCUUUGUGGAAAAUCAGCAGCCUGCAGGUGAAGUGCUUCCACCUUUAAUAAAAAGCUACAGAAAGCAAAUGUGCAAACAAACAAAGUGUUGAUCAUGGAAGUUCAUUCUUGACCUUGGGAGUAGUAUGUGUGAAAAAUCCUAACUCAGAGGUCCCCUUACUAGCCUUUUGUGGAGCUUUCAACACAUCACAAAGUGACUGAGAUCAUAAGAUACAGAUUAACUCAUCAUACAUUUUUUUGUAUUUUCAGACAGUGUAUAGAUCUGGCAGCAGAAGGUUGUUUCAUCAGAUAUAACCAAAGAGUAUUUCAGUCCUUUACUGCACACACACUUUUGUUUUCUCAGAGUGCACCACGAUCAAGAUCAAUGUUUUCUCUGAUAGAAGAUAAGUCAUUAAUAAAUCAGUACAGUGUGUGCACAACAAGCUGAUGUCUUGCUAAACUGAAUCAAGAUGACAGAAAUAGUGAAAAUGAUCUGUUGUUGAAAUGUUGUUUAAUAACCAUAAAGUGUAGUGUAUUAGAUGAGGCUUUACACAAUUCAUAUGGUAUUAGAGCAGGAAAUUAGAAAAGAAUAAACAGUGUACUGUAUUUCUUUGGUGUGUCUGAAAAGUUGUGUCCUGUGUGAGUUAUUAAACGUAUUAGUUAGUGCCAUAUAAAUGCCCAUUCAAAUGAAUGCUAAUUGCUCAUCUUUUAAAAAACGCAGUGGUGUAAGGAUCUCCAUCUAGUUGAGCUGUGGACAAUCAGUUAAAUGAAGCAGCAGACCCAUUCUGAUACAUCUUCAGUCCAGUUUAAAACACAAUACAGUAUUUUUCCUCAUAUCAGAGGAUCAGCCAUCCAGAUAGUUUUGGUUUGAUUUGUUGAGGUUUGGAGAUAUUGGCUUUAGCUUACCGGUACUCAGAGUACCAGAAAUGGGCAUUUAAAAAACUUGGCAACAACAUGUCUUUCCAAAAACAAUUACAUGGUGACUCACAACAACUGACGAUAACCCUUCUUCUGAACAGUUUCACUGAGAACUGCUUUCUAGUUAAACCAAAUGCUACUCCAUUACUGAGCUACAGCUGAUCACUCUUAUCCUCAGUAAAUGUAUGGAUAGAUGUUGUAGACGAAAAAUAAGUUUUAUUGUGUUUUUGGGUGAACUGCUCCUAUGAGUAAACAGCAAUAGGAAAAUCAAGUACAAAAGCACCUUCUGGACAAAAAAAAACAGUAGAGAAGAGGAAGAAAUAUAGAAGCCAUUUGCUUAUGUAGUGUAUAGUAACACUACUCUAUACAACUUCAUCAUCAUAGAAGAUACAGUAUUUAUUCUCUAAAUUGGUCGAAUGAAAAUUCUCACUUUUGCUCUAAGGGUAGGCCAUUUUAAGUAGGCAUUGUGAAGUGUUAUAGAUGGAAUUUUGCAUUAUAUUCUCGAAAUUUUAUUUGUAUAUUUUGGAUUUUAAAGCCUGCAGUGAACAUGGAGAGAACAUGCUUUAGCAGUAUCUAUGUUAUUUUGAAUUUCAUUUGUAUUAUCAAAAAUGUGCAGUUGAUUAUGUUUAUACUGUGUAUAUAUAUACAUAUAUAUAUGUUGAAAUUCUGGAUAAGGGUAUUUAUUUAUUUCAGAAUUAUUUAUUUGUUCUGUAGAUAUUCAGUUUGAUUUCAUGUUUUGUUUUUUGUACGCACUGAUUUGGCUGGUCUGCAUGAUAUGGCAACCCAUUGACUGACCACCAGUGUCAACUGUGCAUGCAAUAAAAGAUUUUUCAUCA